AAACCUAGUUCCAUCAACAAACCUACGCCUGUUAGGUCAGCUGCUUCGGUAGAUAACGCCUAUUUUACCAGAUGCUACCGAAAUAAAGCAAGAGGAUGUACCUCGAAUCCAACCUCAACCAUCACCACCAAUAGACAUGCUCAAUUUAAACCAGCCCCAACCCCAGCUGCCGGUGCAAGAUCCACAAGCCACAACGAGUGACGCUAGUUUCGAUUUGCUUGGAGCAUUCGGGGAUGAUAAUUCAUCUGGCAUUGGCUCUGUUCCAAUACCUGAUAUUUUAGAAAUUAAUGUACAACCAACUUCAAAUGCCAACCUUGAUGAUAUCUUCGGCUCAGUUGCUUCAUCGGCGCCGAAAAUCAACCUGAAGUUUGAUAUAUUUUCUGUACACCAGCCGACACCAACUAGUGCAAACCAACCUGGUGUACUGGUGUGUGUCGCGUCAGUCUCAGCAAAAUAGUCUUGCAUCAACAACCAGAGCUUAGUACGUCA
Molecule: messenger RNA, 489 nt
Organism: Rhagoletis zephyria (snowberry fruit fly)
Lineage: Eukaryota; Metazoa; Arthropoda; Insecta; Diptera; Tephritidae
Source: RefSeq, a predicted model, not a curated record